Molecule: messenger RNA, 2095 nt
Organism: Rhinolophus ferrumequinum (greater horseshoe bat)
Lineage: Eukaryota; Metazoa; Chordata; Mammalia; Chiroptera; Rhinolophidae
Product: SLAM family member 9
Exons: 5
Coding region: 308-1150 (280 amino acids)
Source: RefSeq, a predicted model, not a curated record
AUGUUUGCUUCUGUCUUCCCUGCUCUUAGCUAUUACAUUGCCGGGCUCCCAGAAUGGCAAGGAUGCUGUCUCGUCCUGUACAUUGAAAAGGACUGUGGGGGAAUCUGUCCAACUGCCACUGAACUUGUCCUUGCAUCCUGAUAUCCGAGAGAUUGAGUGGAGUUGGGAUUCUGAAGAUGACAAAAAGCAGUUGCUGGUGUCCUGGAAGCCUAAUAGCCGUCAUCCCGAUUGGUAUGACUUGGAAAAACAAUACAAAUCCAGAUUCCAGCUAACAGAGAAGGCCGUCUUGAGCAUCAAGAAUCUCACUAUGGAAAUGGGUGGAUUCUACAUAGCGAAUAUCAAAUUCCGCUCAGGAAGGUCCCAGGAGGAACCGUUUAGACUCUGUUUAUAUGAGCCCAUCCCCCACCCCCACAUUCAGAUUCAUUCAUUAUCCAGCACGUCAGGCUGGUGCAACCUCAGCCUGGAGUGUGAGACCCCAGGGACCACAGAGAACCUGGCAGUGACCUGGCUCAGCGAGGGCCUCCGCAGGGAGCUAGAGCAGAGCGGGGCCCUGGGGUCAACCCCCAGCUCCAGGAAACUAAGCCUGAGCCUGCUCUGGAGCCAGUUGAAUGGCCUCCUCACCUGUGUGGUCAGCAGCCCCGUGGAUGAGAAGAAUGCCACCUUAUCCCUGCAGAGCGUCUGUCCACAGAGGGGUUCUCUUCAGAGCAAGUGGCUUUGGAGCGGCAUCCUUCCCAUGGUUCUGGUGGCAGCGAGUCUGAUGGCCGGAAUAUGGUUCUGGAUGACGAAAAAGAGGUUGAUGGGCAGAGGUGUGUCCAGCCUCCUGCCAGCUGUGCCGGGCUCAGCAGCUGCCCCCCAAGCCCUUGCCACAGAGGACUCUGCUGCCCUGCAGGCUUGUGCGGCCAACAGCCCUGCCGUUCUCUACACGGAGAUAGUCCCCCUGCACCAGCCUAAGGACACGGAGAAGGGCGGCGGCCGCUCACACAGCCCCACGUGCACGCCGGUGGUGCACACGGUCUACGAGCGCAUCCGGGCACGCCCAGACCCCCAGGGGGGCCGCCAGACCACAGAGACACCCGACAGUGAGGGGCCUUGGCAAGAGCCGGCUCCCCCACCCUGCGCCCCGGUCCCCAGAGACUCCUCCUUAAGAUGAAGCUGGGACUGGAUCCCAAGUCUUUCUGACCAUCCUACGGAGACAGCAGAGCAGCAGGGACUGCUCCCCUGGGCUCCCCACAAAGAUUUCUUGGCCUACAGAUUGUGGGCAGUGAACCCGCUAUUUAACACCCACAUAUGAGAACGAACCCCUCAACCUUCAGCCAGACUUCUGACCUGUGACCCACUGAACCCCUCUGGGGAACGCGUUGGCGAGGCAGCACCUGCAUAUGGAUGCUUUCCUGGCGUAGGCAGGGUCCUGGGCCCCUUGGGUGGACCUUCAGGAUCUCACCGCCCACACAUUAGCCUGCGUACACAGAGGCAUGGCUCUCAACUGUGGAAAAAGCAAGAGGCUGCAGGAUUCGGGGUCAACUGUGCUGUCAGGGGAAGUGGAGCGAGGGACGCACUUUUUAUGUCCAUCACUGACCAGACUUAAUUCUAAGCACCAGAAAUGUGCUGUCUCAGACUUUCUCGAAACUCAAGUAAGUCACAGACUUUUUAUUUCUAUUGCAAAAUAUAUGUAAAUAGUAUGAAAAUCAAAAGACACAUCUUUUUGAAAUUAUGUUUCAUUAUGUUUAUUGCUAUUGUAAAUGGGAUUUUGUUGCCAUUAUAGCUUCUAGCUAGUUAAUUAAAAUACCACAUACAUAACAUAUAUUAAGCCACUUUAUUAAAUUUCUGUGCUGUUUGUACCAGUUUUGAAUUUCUGGAUAAAUACCAUAUGAUUAACAAAUAAUAAUAAUUUUUGCUUUUUUAUUUCCAAUUUUUAUGCCUUGUUUCUUUCUCUUGUCAAUUGCAUUGGCUAAUUCCUCCAAUUAAUGUUAAGCAAAACUGAUGAUAAAGGAUACCCUUGUUUUGUUGCUUACUUUACUAUAAAUGCUUCCAGUGUUUUCCCAUUAAGCAUGAUGUUGUUUUAUGGUUAAGACAUAUACGUUUUCUCAUGGUUAAA